AUGAAGAAUUUGGAAGCCAUUGCUGCUGCAUUGCCAAAUCAGCAAACUGUUGAAUAUCCAAGCUUCAAGCUUGUAAUUGUUGGUGAUGGUGGUACAGGGAAAACCACAUUUGUUAAGAGGCAUCUUACUGGAGAGUUUGAGAAGAAAUAUGAGCCAACCAUUGGUGUGGAAGUUCACCCCUUGGACUUCUUCACUAAUUGUGGCAAACUUAGAUUCUAUUGCUGGGAUACAGCCGGCCAAGAGAAGUUUGGUGGUCUUAGAGAUGGAUACUACAUCCAUGGUAAUUGUGCUAUCAUCAUGUUUGAUGUUACUGCUCGGUUGACAUACAAGAAUGUCCCUACAUGGCAUAGAGAUUUGUGCAGGGUUUGUGAAAACAUUCCUAUUGUGCUUUGCGGAAACAAGGUUGAUGUGAAGAACAGGCAGGUGAAGGCCAAGCAGGUCACCUUCCACCGUAAGAAGAACUUGCAGUACUAUGAAAUUUCGGCGAAGAGCAACUACAAUUUCGAGAAGCCGUUCUUGUACCUUGCCAGAAAGCUUGCUGGGGAUCCCAAUUUGCAUUUUGUUGAGUCUCCAGCCCUGGCUCCCCCAGAAGUUCAAAUUGAUCUGGCAGCACAGGCACAUUACACUCCAUCAGUUUUGUACUUAACCUUUGUUUUUGCUGCUGGUAAUUUCAACAGCCAUGAGGCAGAACUUGCUGCUGCUGCAAGUCAACCACUUCCAGAUGACGAUGAUGAUACAUUCGAGGCAUGCACCCUCUGCUCUCUCAAACGGAAAGAACUAUUAGGAAUCUGCCAAAAGAUGAAGAAUUUGAGCACAAUGACUGCAUUAAUGCACAAGUAA
Molecule: messenger RNA, 840 nt
Organism: Dovyalis caffra
Lineage: Eukaryota; Viridiplantae; Streptophyta; Magnoliopsida; Malpighiales; Salicaceae
Source: the annotation of a GenBank genome assembly